AUGGGAAACUGUUCUAACAAAGGAGCAACUGGAAGAAGUACUAAUGGUGAUCAUCUCAUCCGAAUCAUGACGGAUUCCGGUGGGAUAAUGGAGUUAGAAGGGCCUCUUCAAGUCAGAAACAUCCUUGAUGACUACCCGGGGUACGGUGUUUUCCGGCGGGAUCAGGUGUCUUCGCCGUUAUUCCACCAUGAUCAGCUUCUCAAUGGUCAAUCAUACUAUCUUCUUCCACUAAAAAAGGAGUCUAUGACUGAGGAGAUGGGCUUGGGCUUGGGCAUGGACAUGGACAUGGACACGAAGGUGGCAAGUGAAGGUAAAACCCCGAGACUAUCAUCGGUAGGAACAGCGACCACCACCACCACCAUGGGUGGCAGGCCAGCCGUGCAAGUCUUGCCGUCGCCGGGUAAAGGUGUUUGGAGAGUGAAACUGGUGAUUGAUACUAAGGAACUUGAGGAGAUAUUAUCUGAGCAGGUGAACACAGAGGCAUUGAUUGAGAAGAUGAGAAGUGCUGCUAGCUCAGCCAAUGCCACACCAAAGAGAAGCAAGAGUCCUUGGGGUUUGGCUAGAAGACCACCCAUCCUUUCUAAUGUGUGUAAGUUGUCCAUGGAAGACCACAAGUAG
This is a messenger RNA of Macadamia integrifolia, 618 nucleotides long. RefSeq lists its product as uncharacterized. The transcript has a single exon. Bases 1 to 618 code for a protein of 205 amino acids. The record is from RefSeq and is a predicted model, not a curated record. NCBI's taxonomy places the organism in Eukaryota, Viridiplantae, Streptophyta, Magnoliopsida, Proteales, Proteaceae.